AUGUGGUUAGUAUUGAAAUAUAUAUCUAAAAAACCUUUCAUAUCUAUAACCAAAUGUGUUACAGUAAUAAGAAAUGCUUCCACUUUACAAUCACAAAAAUCAAAAGCUGAAAGGUACAUGAUUGCACAAAAAAGAAGACAAAAAAACGAAGCUAUUCAAGCUAAGCUCGGUGCAAUUUUAGAUAAAGUAGAUCCAGUCUUUGGCCGUAAAGAAACACCAUUUAUUACUCGUAUUAUGGCAGAAAUCAAUGAGCCAGAAGUCUUAUCGCAUGGUUAUGAUUCUAAAGAAAUUGAAAAAUUGAUUGCUGCAGUUGAGCCAACGGAAAGAAGUCAAAUUGAAUUAUCAGGUUUUAAUGAGGAAACAUUUCCAAGAGAGGAUUUACAAACUAUUGAAAAUAGAAGAGAAGUCAUACUGAGAAUAUUAAGUAUGAAAAAUGCAGAUAAUAAAGAAAGAGUCAAAAUGGCUACAAAAUUAGCACGUGAGGAGUUCCAAAGAUUUCCAGGGGACACCGGUUCUAGUGAAGUUCAAGCUGCUUGCUUAACUGUUCGUAUUUUAAAUAUUGCGCAUCAUGUACAAGAUCAUAAGAAAGAUUACGCUAAUACAAGGAAAUUAAGAAUGUUGGUGCAGCAGAGACAAAGUAUUUUGAAAUAUUUGAAAAGAGACAAUCCACAAAGAUAUUAUUGGGCUAUUGAGAAGUUAGGUCUCGAUGAUGCAGCUGUGAUAAAUGAAUUUAGUAUGGAUAGAAAAUAUAUGCAAGAAUAUAAGUUUUUUGGAGAUAAAACACUAGACAAGAAUUCCAAAAAGGUUUAG
This is a messenger RNA of Arxiozyma heterogenica, 810 nucleotides long. It is a transcript of the gene MRPS28, whose product is annotated as mitochondrial 37S ribosomal protein uS15m MRPS28. The coding region runs from base 1 to 810 and encodes 269 amino acids. Gene Ontology annotation, molecular function: structural constituent of ribosome. Gene Ontology annotation, cellular component: ribosome. Lineage: Eukaryota; Fungi; Ascomycota; Saccharomycetes; Saccharomycetales; Saccharomycetaceae. The record is from RefSeq and is a predicted model, not a curated record. The transcript has a single exon. Gene Ontology annotation, biological process: translation.